This is a messenger RNA of Penicillium taxi, 1284 nucleotides long. RefSeq names its product Zn(II)2Cys6 domain-containing transcription factor fsqA (gene fmpR). The record is from RefSeq and is a predicted model, not a curated record. The transcript has a single exon. Gene Ontology annotation, biological process: regulation of DNA-templated transcription. NCBI's taxonomy places the organism in Eukaryota, Fungi, Ascomycota, Eurotiomycetes, Eurotiales, Aspergillaceae. Gene Ontology annotation, molecular function: DNA-binding transcription factor activity, RNA polymerase II-specific; zinc ion binding. Bases 1 to 1284 code for a protein of 427 amino acids.
AUGAACAGUCAUCAACAGACUGCCUGCGAUCGAUGCCGGGGUCAAAAGCUGCGGUGCGUGGGGCUCGCAAACCCCGUCCUUGACCGGCAUAGCAGAUACGUCCGAAACCAGACCCCUUGUGAUCGUUGCAAAAAGGCCCAAGUCGAGUGUUAUAGCACGCGGUCAAUAGCGCGGAAGAGAGCUGCCUCCAAGUCGCUCUCAUCGGACUCAAAUAUCGAGCACUCUUCCAGUUAUCCCAGAUAUUCUGCGCUUCAAUCGCCAGAAUCACCACUCCCUUGUUUCGACGUUUCGACCUGGAGCGAAAAUGGUGAUCUCGAUAAAGCCCGCAUGAUUCCAUGGACAGGGGAUUCCCCACUCAACGGCCUGCAUCCAGAGGUGAUCUCAGCUCCGGGGAGUAAUAUCUCCUCACACAAUGCGUUCGAUCUGGCCAUCGAGAACUUUUUGCCAGAAGAGGCUAAUCUAUCUGAGGACCCACAAAUUAUUUCCGAUGGUGCGGCAUAUUCUGGUCCCCGAGAGAAGAAUCAAGCUCUGAUAAUGAGCUCGGGCUGGCUAAAGAAGUUGGCGGAGCUCAAUGGGACGCUGUUGCAUAACCGAGCGAAUCGACAAGCAGGACAAAGCAGAGGCCAAUCUCAACCUGCUUCUACACGAAGCGGCUCAUCUGUAUCGCUGUCAAUUGGCCAAACUUUGCGACAUUGCCAGUACUUUCUGAGCAUACUUCAGACCAUUCAGCGGCGUGCAACUUCGUAUGCCACUAACAACUCAUGGCGGGCCAACGGACCGGACUGUGGACUUGAUUUCCCGCUGUCAGAGCUUAAUUCGGACUCCGGUUAUCGUGAAAUUCGUGCCUUCGAAUUGUUGGAUCCUCCUUUACUGUUCUCGAUCCUUGCAUCCUACGCAUAUAUCACAGAAGAAUAUGAGCAUUUGUUCUCCUCGAUCUUAGAAUCAGUGACUCAGGCCAUUCCCAAAGUUCCGGCAACCCUUGUUGGCACCAGCCUAGAUGGCUUCAAAUUGGAUGGAAACAAUACAUUGCAGCUGGAGUUCGUUCUUUAUGUCAGUUCAAACCUUCUGGGGAAGAUCGAGUCUAUUUUGAUCGGAUCCUCGGACGAGACAGGAGCUUCGAAAAACGAUGGCCUUUUGAGCGGAAAAAUGGCAGGGUAUCUAGAGUCGUUAUAUAAUCAUAACUAUCAUGGCACAGAAGAAGCGACAACUAAAAAUGAGGAGAAGGCCAGGGUUAGGGUUCUCAUACGCCAAAUUCAAGCAGCCCUGAAGACCUUGGAACCAUGA